UCUUAUAACCUGAGCCAGUGGGUCUAGUCAUUAUUUGCUUUUAAGAUAUCUAUAAUUUAGUUUUCACUAGUCAAAACUACAUUUCUCCUAUCCAAAAGUACAUUUAAGAUAUCUUGAAUUAUGGAGUCAUUAGAGAUAUCUUUAAUUACAAUUAUGACUAGUCAAAACCAAAAUCGAGAUAUCUUGAAUUUACUUUAUGACUAGCCAUAAUUUAAUUGUAAAUAUCUGAAAUAUGUAUUUCAGAUGGUCAGUAAUUCAUUUUUGAUAUCUUUAACUGAAGUCUCCAUACAAGUCAAUGGUAAAUCUGACAUCAUUUCGACUAGUCAGAAUGUAAUUGGAGAUAUCUCAAAUAGUUAUUUUGUCUAGUAGAAAUAUAAUUAGAGAUAUCUUGCAUCGCUAAAACGUCUAGAUGCAAAACAAUUUGAGAUAUCUGGAAUGUAAGGGCAGUAAAACCCAAUUUAUGCUAAAACUGCUUGCCAUAAAAACUGUAUUUGCUUCUUUAAAAAACGUCUUAGAAAGUCCACAUACCCAGGAUGCUCAACUGACUUUUUUUUUUUCUUAAAUACCAAGAAAGUCUAACGCCACUGUUUUCAUCUCCUUUUUGCCUUUUUUUACCUGAACUUACUAAUAGGAACCAUUUGUGCUGUGCUGAAGUCUUUACUGUAUGUAACAAGAAAUCAGCUGUCCAACAGUAAAGGCUGGAAUAAUGAAGUUAGGCCAAAUUAUAAGACAAAGAUAAAUGUACUGUGGAGGCAAAAAUCGAAAGCUAUUCAGUGACAAGUCUGCAAAAAAUGGAAAAACAGAAUAAUAGUCUUUAUUAUGCUGUAGCAGGUAAAAUAAGAAACCAUUUUCUAUGGACAUUUGUAGGAUACAUUGCACAUCAUAUUCAACUAAUCACAACACUUCAAAUGGAAGACAAGUUAGAAAAUUUCCAAAAGGGCCAGAUACUUAAUUUCAGAAAACGUAUUCAUGUCCAAGCUGGACUGUGGGACAUAAUUCACCAAAUUCAUUUUCAGCUUUCAAAUUUAUGAAACAAAAAUGUAUGAAACGGAACUAAAUUGUUAUUAUUAUUUUUUAAAUUACCCAUUUCAAAGUCUGACCUGGGCCUCCUUAAAAUUACGUCACAGAAACUUUACAACAAAUCCCAGCAGGCGUCGGUGAACUGAGCCAACGAGGCAAAGCGGAGUGAGCUGAGAUGCCAGAGGCUGAUGUGAAGAAUUCCAUUCAUGCCAAAGAUGGUUCUAAAUAUGGACUCUGUGUGUGUGUUUUUCCCUUUUCUAUAAUUAGUUGCCUAUAUUUAUUUAUGUGCAUAACAGCCUAGUUUUUCAGUGACUAAUGCACAUACCCAGGCAAUGUCAAAUAUUCUGUUUUCAUCUUUCUCCGGUUUCCGUUUUAAAUUUUUUAUCUUCUCUUUGCUGCUUUGGCACAAAACGUGCAUAUCAAACAGGAUUUCAUGUACAGUCUGUUUGAAGGACCGGACGUACGUCUUCAUUCCUAAUUGUUCUGCUUUGGUGCGCUUGUCCUGAACUGAAAACCCCUGUGAACCUUUUCAGGUGCAGGAUCAUUCCCCGGGUUACCGCGCACGACUGGAGCCAUUCUUCGAUUUUAUCAUCUCAGUUUGUGACACUAGGCUGUAUGUCCGCAACAGAACAGGGACAACGACACCCUGAAAGAGCUGCUGAAAGUGAACGUGGAGAGGCCCGUCAAGAUGCUGCUGUACAACAGCAGGACGCAAACUGUCCGGGAGACGACCAUCACACCCAGCAACACGUGGGGCGGCCAGGGCCUUCUGGGGCUCAGCAUUCGCUUCUGCAGCUUUGAAAGGGCCAAUCAAAACGUUUGGCACGUCUUGGAGGUGGAGCCAAACUCUCCUGCAGGCCUGGCUGAUUUGAGGCCCUACGUUGACUACAUAAUCGGAGCGGACACGGCUAUGCGUGAGAGCGAAGACCUGUUCUCUCUCGUCGAAGCGCACGAAGGGAAGGAGCUGAAGCUCUACGUUUACAACACGGACGCAGACAACUGCCGCGAGGUGAUCAUCACCCCGAACUCUGACUGGGGCGGAGAUGGCAGUCUCGGAUGUAAGAUUGGGUUUGGUUACCUGCACAGGAUACCUACGCUUAAGGAGGAAAAGAACUCCCGUUCCCCUUCGCAGAAUCAUAAGGCGUCUCAUAUACCCAAAGACGGCUACACAGAGGUCCAACUCUCUGCUGUCAUUCCAACCGUUCCAGUUGUCGUCUCGUCUUCUGCUCCAAUUGGAUUAGAGCAGCCUCUCAGCAGCUUGUCAGUCAGCUCUGAGCCAACGGCUGUCCUCGUUAACACGCCGACAGGAAUUCCCAUCAUCCCACCGCCCAACCAUGUAAUUCCCAAGCAAACGCUCCCUUUGACUGUAAAUGGUGCUGCAACACAACCAGGCUUGAUUCCCCUUCCUGGAGCUAUUCCAGCCUUUCCUAAUUUCCCGAACCUAAACGCUGCUUUGCCAGAAGUGGGUCAUGUUCUGCCGCCUGGACUUGGGAUACAGCAUGACGGUCUUCCUCCUCUCAACCUUCCAGCCGCAGUUUCCAGUGUUACUCCUUCCGACUUCAUUUAUCCACCCGUUGCUGUUAAUUCACACCCCACCAUCUAUCCCUCUUCCACCAUCCACAUGAACAGUUCACUGACCAAAGCCCCCAACCAUUCAUCAGUGCCCAACUCGGGAGCAAUUAAUUUCACUGUAACUGUGGACUCAUCUUAGCACGAGGGAACUCAUAAAGACGACACCUCGCCCUCAAGUCCUUCCACAGCAUAAGCAGUCAGUCGCUGACAAAUGGGUCGUUUAAACCAUGUUUGCAUCCGAGCUCCUGGAGGACGCUGAAGAUACAUGCGAGGAGUUUCAGCUGAAUUUAGACAUAACUCAAGGCUGGUACUAUGCAUUUUCACUUGUCCCCAGAAGCCGAUCAUAAAAUGUGGGAAAACUAAUGCGGUUGUCGGCAUCAUUUCAUUUUAGUGGUUAGAUUACUGAAAAGUAUCGAGGAAGAUUUAAAAAAAAAAAGACGUUGCUGCUGAGGAUUCUUUUUUUUUUUCAGGUUUGUUUGCACUGUUGUAAAACCAUCUUUGAAAAAGAAAAUGCAUAGUAAAGUUUGUUAUAAUCUUGA
Molecule: messenger RNA, 3131 nt
Organism: Poecilia reticulata (guppy)
Lineage: Eukaryota; Metazoa; Chordata; Actinopteri; Cyprinodontiformes; Poeciliidae
Product: Golgi reassembly-stacking protein 2
Biological process (GO): Golgi organization
Cellular component (GO): Golgi apparatus
Molecular function (GO): protein binding
Source: RefSeq, a predicted model, not a curated record